AUGGUCUCCAUCAUCCGACUGUAUACCUUGGACGACAUCGCCAACUCGACCGACGUCUCGUUCGACAACAAAGAUCACGCGACACUAUCUGCGGUGGAGGUGAAUGUCGGAAUCAUUUGUGCGUGUCUACCAGCUAUGCGACCGCUCUUCGCUCUGAUAGCACCGCAUUACUUUUCGACAGCGGCACAAUACACGGAUCAGCGAGCCUUCGAUAUCGAGCGCCAAAAGCCUGGAGCUGGCCCACGAGCGAGCGUCCGGCCUGGCUUACUCCAGCCCGGCCAAUGCAACGGUCUCAACGCCGGCAGCAUCAAAGUCGCUCUUGACUAUGACGACAUGUCACCGCCACACUCGUUACACCACCACAUCACCGAUGACAACCACGAUGGCCGCACACGUGCUGAGACCAUGUCAUUGGACAGACUCGAUGUCCGCCUCGGGCGCGGGUAA
Messenger RNA from Alternaria triticimaculans, 447 nucleotides. RefSeq lists its product as uncharacterized. Lineage: Eukaryota; Fungi; Ascomycota; Dothideomycetes; Pleosporales; Pleosporaceae. The transcript is spliced from 2 exons. The record is from RefSeq and is a predicted model, not a curated record. Bases 1 to 447 code for a protein of 148 amino acids.